AUGCCUGAUCAGGACAAAAAGCUGAAGAGCACAGAAAAAGCAACAGACGAAAAACCUCAUGGGAUUUCUAUGAGAGACUACUCUGACCUUAAAAGACUUCAGUCUCUCUUAAAUGCUUCAUCAAGCAAACAACAGCUUUCAGCUACACAUUUUGAAAAUGGUCAAAUCAGCACAACAAGAUCUCUGCAAAAUGUCAGAAGUGAUGGACAAAAACUCCAUCGUCAAUGGCAAGAGUCAACUGAAGCUGUUGAGCUUGAGAACUUUAGUGUGACCUACAAGAAUGAGAGAAAUUUUAGCAAACAUCCCAAACACAAGCUGUUUCAAGACAUUUUUACUGCUUUAGUUAAGAACAGGUUUAACUGCAGGGAAUGGGUUAAUCAAGCUCCAUCCAUCCAUUUUCUUAGAGUAUUAAUCUGCCUGAGAUUAUUAGUAAGAGAUCCACACUAUCAGGAAAUCCUCUACAGCCUGGGUGGGAUUGAAAAUCUAGCUCAGCAUAUGGAAACAGUAGCAAAUGGCUAUCUAGAUUGUGGAGAAGAGAAACAUAAUGUAGACAAGUUGGUCAACAUGACAUACAUUCUUCAAAAGAUUGCUGCUGUUAAAAAUCAAAGAGAAUGGGUUAUAGCAAGUGGAGCACAUAAAACCUUAGUAAAUUUGUUAUCUGCCAGAGACAGCAAUGUGCUUCUGGGUGCUCUCCUUGCCCUGAUUAGCUUAGCAGAAAGUCCAGAAUGUAGGGAGAAGAUAAGUGAGCUCACUAUUGUUGAGAAUUUGCUGGUGAUAUUGCGCGAAUACGAUUUGCUUUCUAAAAGGCUUACAGCAGAGUUGUUGCGUCUUCUCUGUGCAGAGUCACAAGUCAAAGAACAAGUUAAAAUUUAUGAAGGAGUUCCAGUUUUGCUCAGUUUACUCCAUUCUGAUCAUAUCAAGCUUUUGUGGAGUGUAGUCUGGAUUCUUGUGCAGGUUUGUGAAGACCCUGAGACUAGCAUGGAAAUCCGGAUUUGGGGUGGAAUCAAGCAGCUACUUCAUGUAUUACAGGGGGAUAGAAAUCUCGUUUCUGAUCGCUCUUCAGUUGGAAGUUUAUCUAGUGCAAAUGCAGCAGGGAGAAUUCAACAUCUUCAUUUGUCAGACGAUUUGAGUCUUGAUGAGAUACAAGAAAAUACUUUCUCCCUUCAAGCAGCUUGUUGUGCUGCAAUUACUGAACUGGUGCUCAAUGAUACUAACGCUUCCCAAGUAGUACAGGCAAAUGGAGUAUAUAUAAUAGCAAAACUGGUUUUACCAGACAAAGAAAAGAAUGCUGAAAAAGCUUAUCUAUUACAGUGCUAUGCUUUCAGAGCCCUGAGAUUUCUCUUCAGUAUGGAAAGAAAUAGACAUAUCUUCAGAAGACUUUUUCCUCCUGACUUAUUUGAAAUCUUCAUUGAUAUUGGACAUUAUGUGCGUGAUAUUAGUGCUUAUGAAGAGCUGGUGUCAAAGCUGAAUUUAUUAAAGGAAGAUGAAGUGAAGCAAAUUGCUGAAAGUAUUGAGAGCGUCAACCAGAAUAAAGCACCUGCAAAACAUAUAGGCAAUUAUGCAAUUUUAGAACACCUUGGCAGUGGAGCUUUUGGAAAUGUAUAUAAGGUUAGAAAACAUAAUGGGCAAAAUCUUCUGGCAAUGAAAGAAGUCAAUUUACACAAUCCAGCAUUAGGAAAGGACAAAAAAGACAGAGAUAGCAGAGUGCAGAACAUUGUAUCUGAGUUAACCAUCAUCAAAGAGCAGCUUUAUCACCCAAAUGUUGUACGUUAUUACAGAACCUUCUUGGAAAAUGACAGACUGUACAUAGUCAUGGAACUCAUAGAUGGGGUGCCAUUGGGAGAGCACUUUCACUCUUUGAAGGAAAAGCAACAAAAAUUUACAGAAGAAAGAAUAUGGAAUAUAUUUAUCCAACUUUGCCUAGCUCUUCGUUAUUUACAUAAAGAGAAGAGGAUUGUUCAUCGAGAUCUCACUCCAAACAACAUCAUGCUGGGGGAUAAAGACAAGGUUAAAAUUACUGAUUUUGGUCUUGCAAAGCAAAAUGAAGAAAACAGCAAACUUGCAUCAGUAGUGGGAACCAUUCUGUACUCUUGGUUUCAAAAUCUGACUUUUACCUCUUCUUGCUGCUUUAGACUUUGUACCAUGAUGCAUCUGAAGGAAAACCCUGAAGUUGUAAAGAGUGAGCCAUAUGGAGAGAAAGCUGAUGUCUGGGCUGCAGGAUGUAUCCUUUAUCAGAUGGCAACUCUGAACCCACCAUUUUACAGCACCAAUAUGCUCUCCUUGGCAACUAAGAUAGUAGGGGCUGUGUAUGAACCUGUGCCGGAUGGACUGUACUCUGAAAAAGUAUCAUUUACCAUUAAGAGGUGCUUGACCCCUGAUGCAGAGAAACGUCCAGACAUAGUGGAGGUCAGUUCGCUGCUGUCUGAUGAGAUGAUGAAAUAUUUGGAUGUUUUAUCUAUCUCCCAUCUCAUGUUGGAGAAGAAACUGGAUCGGGAGAGAAGACGAACCCAGAGGUACUUCACGGAAGCAAACCGAAAUGCAGCAGCCUGUCAACAUCAGCUUUCUAUUUUACCACAAAACCAUUAUGACAAGUUGAGACUUCAAGGAAGCACCAUUGGAACAGUGAGUUGCCGAAGUGAUUUUUCAGAAAACCUUGGCAUCCGGGCAGAGAAUUGUCAUUCUACAUGUAGAAAAGAUGAAAAGAGAACAUAUGAAGAAAUCCCGAUAGAGGACAACAGCAGUUUAGAGAACUCUGAGAAAGAUUUGUUCUCAGAAUUAGAUGAUGAGCUCGAUGUAUUGGACAACUCAAGUAGUUCCAGUUCAAGUCAUUUCAAAGAGUCUGCUUUUGGUAUCAUAAAACAAAACCUUGGUACUUCUGAAAGACAACCUCAGAUUAGAGACUAUAUUGAAGGCCUGGGAUCAAGACUACGACCAGCAUCGGCAGGAAUUGCUGUAUCACAAAGGAAAGUGCGUCAGAUCAGUGACCCUGUUCAGCAGAUUCUUAUUCAGCUGCACAAAAUUAUCUUCAUCACUCAACUUCCUCCAGCUUUGCAGUGCAACUUGAAAAGGAGAGUCAUUGAGAGAUUCAAGAAGUCCCUCUUCAGUCAGCAGAGCAAUCCUUGUAAUCUGAAAUCAGAAAUGAAAAAGCUGCUCCAAGGUUCUCCUGAAUUGAUUGAUACCAACUUUUUUACAGCAGAUUGGCAUAUGGUACUUCUCUCAUCUUCUUGCAACACGUUAGUUCCAGAAGAUAGAAAAGGUAUUGCUGGCACUUCUGAAAUAGCAGAAGGGAUGACAUAUGAGCAGUUACAGACCUUAAUUGAGGAGGUUCUAGAGGAAAGUGGUUAUUACAAUUUCUCUCCGAACAGGUAUUUUUACUAUCCAAUAAAGAACUAUCCAGCAAAAGAAGAGAACUCAUAAUUCUGAUCAAAAGGUUCAGAACUGUUUCCAGUGAAGACAAACUGCCUGUAUUUCAGCUGAUGCUUCUGAUUUCCGAAGAGCAGAGUUUUGCUCAUCAAACAUCAACCUGAAGAGAUUUCAAUGUUGAAAGUCUUCAAGA
Messenger RNA from Centrocercus urophasianus (Greater sage-grouse), 3556 nucleotides. It is a transcript of the gene NEK10, whose product is annotated as NIMA related kinase 10. Gene Ontology annotation, biological process: protein phosphorylation. Lineage: Eukaryota; Metazoa; Chordata; Aves; Galliformes; Phasianidae. The record is from RefSeq and is a predicted model, not a curated record. Gene Ontology annotation, molecular function: ATP binding; protein kinase activity. The transcript is spliced from 36 exons. Bases 1 to 3417 code for a protein of 1138 amino acids.